AUGCCAGGUCCAGUUACAGUCCCGAGGGUGAAAGCCCCACGGCUGCAAUCUCUAAACAACCCCGCAUCCGUGCCUACCUACACUGCGACCCGCAACAAGCCCUCCGCGAGGCCCAACUUCACCGCGCCUUCUUCCAACGCCAACGCGAAACCCAAGAAAUAUGUCUGCUGCGAUUCGCAGGAGAUCAGCAUCGAGGACGAUGGCUCGACUCUGUGCUACAGCUGCGGUCGAAUCUUCUCUAGUGACAGCAACAUUGUCUCCGAGGUCACCUUUGGUGAAAAUGCAGCUGGUGGUGCCGUUGUUCAAGGUGCCUUUGUCGGAGAGAACCAACGUCACGCCAAUACCAUGGGAGGAACCGCUAGAGGUCUUGGAGGCAUAGCAAGCCGAGAGCAGACCGAGUGGAAGGGAAAGUCUGAGAUUCAGAAGCUCUGCGGAGCCAUGAACAUUAGACUCAAUAUCGAGGAGCAGGCUUUCUCGCUGUACAAGCUUGCCUUGUCUCAUAACUUUGUGCAAGGUCGACGGGUUCGAAACGUGGCAGCUAUUUCCAUAUACCUGGCUUCGCGCAGGCAGCCGGAUAAUACUCUUCUCCUCAUGGACCUCUCGGAGAAGAUCCAAGUCAACGUCUGGAAGCUCGGAGACACGUACAAGCAAUUCCUGCAGACAAUCAUGAUGGAGGAUCCCGAAAACGUCCAGGGCAUGGUCACCAUCCAGCAGAUCGAACCAUUGAUGCUGAAGUUCUGUCGUAAACUUGAGUUUGAGGAAGCAGCCUACCGCGUCGCCGAAGAUGCUUGCAAGAUCUUGAGACGAAUGAAGCGAGAUUGGAUGGUUCAGGGUCGUCAACCCGCCGGUCUUUGCGGGGCUUGCAUCAUCCUGGCUGCGAGAAUGAACAACUACCGUCGAACCGUUCGUGAGGUAGUCUAUGUUGUCAAGGUGGCCGACUCGACGAUCAACCAGCGACUCUACGAAUUCAAGCAGACUAAGAGUUCUCAGCUGACUGUGAACCAGUUCAGAGAGUUUGGGCUACGGGUCAAGGAUGAGAUUAUGCCACCCUCUAUCUGGCGCCGUGAGCAGAAAGAAGAGAGAAAACGCAAGAAGCUUCGGCAAGCAUCGGGUGAAGAUGAGGGUUCCGACGGCGACGAUGACAUCGACUACAGCGGAGUCGAGGACGCAGCCGGAGGAUCGGAACCACAAAGGCGUAGCACGCGCAAGAAACGCAAGACCCCAAACAAUAGCGCCGAGUCAACUGGAGACAGUGAAGCAUCGUCUUCUCGAGAACCUCGAAGAGACGAGGACGGAUUCGUCAUUCCAGACGUGCCGGGUGAUGCAGACUUGCUGGAAUUAGAAGACAUCGCGGACGCAGUGGAACAUGACGAGGAGAUUGAGCCCCUUCCCUUGAAGAAGAGACGCGGCCGACCGCCGAAGAAACGCGAGCCCAUCAUCAUUCCUGACGAGGAUCUCGAAAUAGAGGCGGAUCUCGAAGAAGAAGUAUCCCAGAGCUUGGUCGAAUGGGACAAAAUCUUUAAGGUCUUCAAAGACAACGAAGCCCAUCCGAUCCUUGUCGCCGCUGGCGCGAAAGCCACCGCCAUUGCGUCUGAACACAGGCCAGACAAUAACAUCCCCGAGACCGAAGACAUCGAAGAGGACGAGUUCGAGCACGAUGAAGAAGUUAUGAAUUGCCUCAAUACUCCCGACGAAAUACGCAUCAAGGAACGUCUUUGGGUCGCGGAGAACGAAGACUGGCUCCGCGAACAACAGCGCAAGAACCUCGCCAAAGAACUCGAAGAAGUGCAGAACAAAGGCCAGAAGCAGAAGCAGAAACGUCGACACCGCCAGAUGGGCGAUGGUAGUCUGCUCCAAGGCAGGCAGGUAUCUGGUCCUGCCGAGGCAGCAACACUCAUGAUGCAGGAGCGCGCCAAGGGCAGCAAAUUCUCCCAGCACAUAGACUAUGCAGCGCUCUUGAACCUCGUCGGUAAGAAUGGCGAGGAGACACCAGGUGCAGCAGCGAACGUUACUGGUGCAAGCCCAGCAGCUUCAUCCGGCUCGGAGCGCCAAAAACCCGAUUUGUCGGCGCAGCAACAACAACCAGAACCUGCUGCCGGUGCUGCAUACAACGAGGCCCACGGCGAACAAGAAGAGUACGAAGAGGACUACAACGACCAGUACGACGAGGAGGGCAACUUCAUCGAUCCCGGCCAUUACGAGGAGGACGAGUACAACUACGACGACGACUUUUAA
This is a messenger RNA of Aaosphaeria arxii CBS 175.79, 2235 nucleotides long. RefSeq lists its product as uncharacterized. Gene Ontology annotation, biological process: transcription preinitiation complex assembly; DNA-templated transcription initiation; transcription by RNA polymerase III. Lineage: Eukaryota; Fungi; Ascomycota; Dothideomycetes; Pleosporales. The record is from RefSeq and is a predicted model, not a curated record. Gene Ontology annotation, molecular function: TBP-class protein binding; RNA polymerase III general transcription initiation factor activity; RNA polymerase III type 3 promoter sequence-specific DNA binding. The transcript has 4 exons. Bases 1 to 2235 code for a protein of 744 amino acids. Gene Ontology annotation, cellular component: transcription factor TFIIIB complex; transcription preinitiation complex; nucleus.